GUACAAUCUACAAGCACUGAAAUCAACUCUUGCGUAGCAUACAACCAUGGAUCUCGCCACUCUUAUCCCUUCUUUUCUCUCUCUCUAAAUUCACUCCUACUCGCCUUCUCCCACAGACUCCAUGCUUCUUCCACUUGCCUUUCACUCUCUACAUUUCCAAUCUCGAGAGUGAGAGAACCAAAACCCAAAUGGGAAUUUGCACUGCCCCAUUGGAUUUCCUCCCUCACCAUGCUUUCUCUCUCUUCUCUUCAAAUGGGUCUUCUUCUUCUAGGUCGAUGGUGGCUUCUGGCCAUGGUGGGAGCCUGUUUCUCUCUCCUAAAACGGUGAGAAGGGCCUGUGUUUGUUCAACUUCGAGUGCUGAUACAUUGACGACUUCUUCCAGGACUGGAGGGGGGAAUUCUCGUGUUCUGGGAUCCAAAGAAGGUGAAAUCGAUCUCAAGUCAUGGAUGCACAGUCAGGGGCUUCCUCCUUGUAAAGUUUUGUUGAGAGAGAAGCCUUCUCAUGAUGAGAAGCAUAGGCCUAUUCACUAUGUUGCAGCUAGUGAGGAUCUUCAGGCAGGGGAUGUAGCAUUCUCAAUUCCAAACUCUCUCAUUGUGACACUUGAAAGAGUUCUGGGAAAUGAACAUAUUGCGGAAUUGUUGACAACUAACAAGCUCUCAGAAUUGGCCUGUUUGGCACUAUAUCUCAUGUAUGAGAAGAAGCAAGGGAAGAAGUCUUUUUGGUAUCCAUUCAUCAGGGAGCUUGAUCGUCAACGAGGAAGAGGGCAGCUGGCUGUUGAAUCCCCUCUUUUGUGGUCUGAAAGUGAACUAGCAUAUCUAACUGGCAGCCCAACUAGGGCUGAAGUUCUAGAAAGAGCGGAGGGUAUCAAGAGAGAAUAUGAUGAACUUGACACAGUUUGGUUUAUGGCUGGUUCAUUAUUUCAGCAAUACCCAUAUGAUAUACCAACUGAGGCUUUCCCCUUUGAAAUAUUCAAACAAGCUUUUGUUGCAGUCCAGUCCUGUGUUGUACAUUUGCAGAAUGUCAGUUUGGCUCGUAGGUUUGCUUUAGUUCCUUUGGGGCCUCCUCUUCUUGCAUAUAAAAGCAAUUGCAAGGCAAUGUUGACAGCUGUAGAAAAUGCUGUUCAGCUGGUAGUUGACCGUGCAUACAAGGCUGGAGAAGCAAUUGUUGUCUGGUGUGGACCACAACCAAAUUCGAGGUUACUUUUGAAUUAUGGUUUUGUGGAUGAAGAUAAUCCUUAUGAUCGCCUAUUUAUCAAGGCCUCUCUCAAUACAGAUGAUCCUCAAUAUCAGGACAAACGAAUGAUUGCACAACGAAAUGGGAAAUUAACUGUGCAAGCCUUUCAUGUGUAUGCUGGAAGAGAAAGGGAAGCUGUCACGGAUAUGCUGCCAUACAUGCGAUUAGGCUAUGUUUCAGAUCCUUCAGAGAUGCAUUCAGUUAUUUCCUCCCAAGGCCCUAUUUGUCCUGUGAGUCCCUGCAUGGAAAGAGCAGUUCUUGACCAGCUCGCUGGCUAUUUCAAAGAUAGGCUUGCUGGCUACCCUACAACCUCAUCUGAAGAUGAAGCCCGGUUGUCAGAGAGCAAUGUGGAUCCAAAGAGAAGGGUUGCAACUCAGCUUAUAAGGCUGGAAAAGAGGAUGCUCAAUGCAUGUCUUCAGGCCGUGGAUGAGCUAAUAGAACAGCUACCAGAUCAAACUACAUCUCCAUGUCCUGCACCUUAUGCUCCUUUGCUUAAAUGAAUGCAAUUCCAUGUACCUGGCACGAAGCAGCUUGGGAAAGGGUCGGACACAAUUGUAAGAGAGAUCAGGUGAGCCCAACAUAUUAACCAUGAUGCAUUAUUCUGUAAUUAUAAUCUGAUUUCUGAAGAAAAUAUAUCAUGGAAUAGCAGCUCUAUUAUCUAUGGUUGGGUGGUGCCUAGUUCUCUGUCAACCACCUCUUUCGCGGCGGUUGGGUGGCAGCAUGCGGUAAUAUGAGUGCCAUGUAUUUAUGUGUAUCAUUUCAUUUCCCUCAAUUAUUUUGAUUCGACUGAAGAUUGUCAUUUCAUUUCCUUAAAUUUUUGGUUGGGCUCGGAGAGUAUCAUUUCAUUUAUGUCAAA
Molecule: messenger RNA, 2089 nt
Organism: Amborella trichopoda
Lineage: Eukaryota; Viridiplantae; Streptophyta; Magnoliopsida; Amborellales; Amborellaceae
Product: Rubisco methyltransferase family protein
Biological process (GO): peptidyl-lysine monomethylation
Cellular component (GO): chloroplast stroma
Molecular function (GO): protein-lysine N-methyltransferase activity
Source: RefSeq, a predicted model, not a curated record